AUGGCCAAUUUAACCGUUAAAAGACUUAAAGAGAGAAAAGAUGCUACAAAUGUUCCAACAUUCGACUUUGAUAAUAAGAUAAUGACUAGAAAAUUAUUAAUAAAUGACAUUUGUAAUAAAUCAGACAUUAAAAAAAAAUUGUUGCUCGAGAUAUCUAAUCAAGGCGUUCCACCAUUUAAUGAAAGUUUUGAUAUCCCGCAUGUGCUCAAAGUAAUCAUUGGUUCUCGAGAAUUGCCUAUAAAUGGGACACCGCUUAAAUAUGUUGAUAUAUAUGAAAAAUGUUGGGACGAGAAUCCAGAUAAAAGGCCUAGUUGUCUUGAAAUUCUUGAGGAAAUGCGAGAAAUAUCCUAUAAAGAAGUGUAUAUUAGAGAUCAGGCACAAGAGCAAAAUUAUGUUCCUGUUCCUGAAUCUGAACAUGUUCCUUUAAGACACUUGUUAGACUUUAAAUGGUUAGAAAAAGAAGCAAAAAGAAAAAGGUUAUUCGUCAAGCGUUUCGGCUUAACUAAAGGUCGUAAUAGAAAUGGUUUUGAUUUUGCUCCAGGUAAAAAGCACAUCUUGGACGGCAAUGGAAGGCUCGAUGCAAAGAAACUAGAGCAUUUUAAACCAAUUGUUUAUCUUGCAAACAUAAACAUUGAACCGUGGGCAUUUUUAAAUAAGUUUGCAUUGUUUCCUCGUAAAGACACAACAACGGUUCCAUACGGUGUGGAUAUUAUAAGAAUUCAUAUUCCAAUCGGAGAGGUAGAAUAUGAAGGACAUCUGACCGAUGAAUUUAUUCAUGAAAUUAAAGACGCUCUUGACAUUUCAAAUAUCGUUGAAAAAAGAUCAAAAUUAAGCGAAAUCUUUAAUGAAUAUGGAAAUUAUGUUAUCACAAAAUUUACUCUUGGUGGUGCAAUUAUGAUCAAUACUCAAGAUAUUAAAGAAGAAGAAAGUUUAUUACGUUUCCAAGUAUAUCUUAAUUGGGGUAUUAGUUUCGCUAAAGGUGAAACGCAAGCUAUUUUUGAAAAUGGAACGCUUAAAGGUUUUCCUCGUUUUGAAACAUUUCCUUCAAGAUCCAUGGAAAAUGUCUCAGACUUAUAUAGGUGGUUAAAAGAUUUACACGAAUGCAAAGACGUUGAAAUAAUUAAGUUCAAGCAAUAUAUACCAUUCUAUGAAUUACUGGACAAUAAUUUAAAAGAAAAAAUCUUUGAAUGCUUCGCUUUAACUCCUAUUGAUGAACCACUCCCAAUUUUAAUUCCACAACUUCCUUCUGAAUUCAAGCAAGAAACUUUUUCGAAGUGGACGUCAUUAUCAAAUUCUUCUCUAUUACCAUAUGUUAGAGAUUGGAUUGAAGAACUCUCAUUACGGUAUGGUGUGCUCUUACAGCACUCAAAAUUGCAACACGGAAAAACUGUUGCGUUUAAAUUUUUAAAGGAGCCUGAAAUCUCCUCAAUAAACAAACUCAUUAUUUUAUUGGCUCAACCUAAAAAUCAACAAGAAGCUUAUCUAUUGGAUAACGGUAUUGACUUAGAAAUGGCAGAUGAAUUGAAUAUUAGUGAAACUCCUUUCAUCGACUUUAAUUCAUCAUUAAACCGCCCAGUAGAGGAUCUUAAAAAUUCUAAAAAAAAAUCUUCUAAAAGAGUUUUUUGUCAAAUUAUAUUUCAGGCUGCAAGACUAUCUUUCGUUUUACCAUAUGUAAAACCAUCAGAACCGUAUAUCGAAGCAGUAGACGUUGCCAUUGAUAGCUGUCAACCAUAUAAAAAUCUUUCUGAAUUAUUUAAUAAUGAUUUCGGCCACCUAUUGCCUAAAACUGUUGUUAUUGGUGGAAUAUUAAAACGAUCAUAUGAGUCAUAUAAAAUAAAUCCUAUUGAUGACAUUCUGAAAAUAGAAUUCGAUGAUAAUACGUCUCAGGAAGAAAUUGAGAAUCGUUUGGCAGAAUUGAGCAAAGAAUAUAAUAUCGAUACGUCAUUAUUCCUAAGUCGCGAUGGAAAAGUUAUUGAUCAAAACCAAAUUAUAGAUUGGUUGAAAUUUCUUAAAAAUGAUCCUGAAAAUUGGAAAAUUGUUUCACUUGAAGAUUGGGUGCCAUCAUAUAAAGUUUUAGCGUAUAAUGAUGUGGAAAUUAUUUUAGAUGACAAAUAUCACAUCGUUUUCGAAGGAGAAAUAUUCUUAACUCAGGAUAAUCAAUCAAGUAUAAUCGUUAAUUUCCCAGGUGCACUUUCUGAAAAUGAUUUUCAAAUAUAUGGUGAAAUCGUCAAAAGUGUUAAAUCUGACAUAGGCGAACGUUGGGAAACGAUUCCAGAAUAUAGGGAUAUUAAGGUCAUCUGUGGAGAAUGUGAUGUAGAGGACAUUCAAUCUGAUAUACGCGUAGUAUUGAAAACGGAUGACGAAAUCUGCACAGAUAAUGUUCUUGUGACUACAUUUGUUACAAAGCCGUUUAAAGACUUGUCUUGUUACAAAAUUGUUCUCAAAAGUUGGGCUAAAAAUACUUUUAUAUUGGGUAUCCAAAAAGGACAAGAAAAUUCUCAAUAUUUGCCAGGGCAAAUAUCAGAUGAAGAUUUAGAAGGAAGUUCAGAUGAUGCGAAAGAAGAGUCAAUUGAAAAUAAUGUCGAACCAAACCUUCAAGAAAAAAUCUCUAUCAACUUUUGUAUAAUUAAUACAGACAAAGAAGUGAAUAAAGUAUAUAAAUGGAGUAUAUAUGGAAUCAAUUUUGACGACGAAUUAAAAGAUGAAGAGAUUAAUUGCGAUGAUUUUAAUCCUAACUUUUCCCCCAUGAAAUUGGAAGAUGCAAUUGCGCAACAUCAAAAACCUAACGGAAAUACUCUUGAUGCAUGGAAAAGCUUUGUGAAAAUCCGCAACGAUACUGGUGAUCCUAGAGCCACCUAUUGGAUUGGGCAUUACCUUGAGAAUAAUAAAAAGAUUCUCGGUGCUUCCAUUCAAUUUUAUGAGGAUGUCCUUGAAGGAACGAAAGAUCUUCAACAAGCUGCAAUGAGGUAUUAUAAAGAAGCUGCUGAUUAUGGUGAUUCAAAUGGUCAACUUAGCUAUGGUCACGGUUUAUUCCUUGGAAAUGGUGUUCUUGAAGAUAAACGAGAGGCAAGAAGGUAUUUUGAGCUAUCUUCAAAAAACGGAAACAUUGAUGCCAUGUAUAAUUUAGGUGGUAUUUUAUAUACGGAUGGAAAUACUGAGCGGGGAGAAUCAUUGUUAGUGCAAGCCGCCCAAAAGGGGCACAUUCCUUCUAUAAGAUUUU
Molecule: messenger RNA, 3220 nt
Organism: Racocetra fulgida
Lineage: Eukaryota; Fungi; Glomeromycota; Glomeromycetes; Diversisporales; Gigasporaceae
Source: the annotation of a GenBank genome assembly